AUGAGUAGGUUUCAAGGAUUGUCAGGAAUAAGGAGCCUGGAACAGUUAAAAUCUUUGUCAGGAUCUGCGAAGGCACUAUCGAUUUCUUCGCGCGUGUCUACGGACUCGGUUUCUUUGGGAAGUUUAGCAAAUCUGAAGCUCACUGCAGAGAAAUUGGUCAAAGAACAAGCUUCUGCAAAAACUGACCUUGAACUGGCGAACUCUAAGCUGAAGAAGCUGACGGACCAUAUCAGUGUGCUGGAAGAGAAAUUGCAAAAUGCGUUUAAUGAAAAUGCUAAGCUAAAAGUGAAGCAAAAAGAAGAUGAGAAGCUCUGGAAAGGACUUGAAUCAAAAUUCUCUUCAACAAAGACCUUGUGCGAUCAACUUACAGAAACAUUACAGCACUUGGCUGUUCAGGUUCAGGAUGCUGAAAAGGAUAAGUCAUUUUUCGAAGAUAAUUUCUCUACAACAUCAGUUGCUCUUGAUAAUUUACAUGAUCAGAUGAAGUCUCUGUCUUUGAGGCUGAACUCUUCAGAAAAUACAGUUAAAAGCCGUGAAAUGGAGCUUGUGGAUCUUGGUCUCAGGAAGGAAAAAAUGGAGAUCUCGUUCAGGGAUGAACAGAGCAGAGUUGGCAUUCUUAUUGAGGCAAAAGAUGCCAUGAUAAAAAAAUUAGAAGAAGCUGUAGCAACUAACAAAAUGGCUCUGGAUAGGUUGACUACUAAGAUGGACACUUUACAUCUUGAACUGAAAAUAAAAGAAGAUGACCUGCGAGAUUUGAGGAACUGUAAGGAAAAAUUGAAGAGGGAAAAAAUUGAUCUAUUAUCAAGUAACAAAGAUUUUUCUAUCAGAUUAGAGAAGGCACUUGCAGAGAUAAAGAACGUUGAAGAAUUUGUCAAUGUGCUGGUCGCAAAGUUUGCUGAGUUGGAGAAUCAAAGUCUGAUGUUUGCGGAAAAAGUCAUUCAGCUUAAUACUCUAUUUGAUUCAUGUUUUAAGCUGGUUCAGCAAGAGAAAGACCUUGCUUCUCAGUGUGCUAAACAAAAGUUUGAUCAAAUACAGAAUCAGUCUUUACGUGUUACCUCAGAGAAAAAUGCUUUACAGCUGGUUAAUCAGGAGUUGAAAAACAAAGUCAUUAAACUUCAGAAAGAACAGGAACUGACAAUGGUGCAGCAUGCAGAAGAAUGCCGUUUAGCAGAAGAGAAAAUUCUGAAAUUAGAGUCUGAAGCUGAAGCAUUACUCUCGAAGCAGACAGAACUAGGAACUUUAAUAACCAAGUUGAAGGAAAAUAUUGAUAAUUCAUCAGAGAAGUCAAAAUUGUCAGAUAACAAAAUGGAAGAAUUGUUGUUGAAACUUUCUGAGUUGGAGAUGGACAACAAAGAUCUUGCAGAAAAGCUACAAGCAGAUACUCUGAAAAAGCAGGGAGACAUUGAUCUUUUGCACAAGGAGAUAGAGAUAAGUGAACAAAAUGUAGAUUCACUACAGAAAAGAGCUAGUCAACUUGAAAAGGCAUUGGAUGAGAAGGACCAGCUCAUUUCUGAACUCAAGAUGAAAGAAAAACAGUUUAAAGAUUGUAAAGCAGAGAUUCAGGCAGCACUAGCCGAUGCUGAAGGAAAGCUUAUGGAAGCUAAGAAGCAGCAUGAUCAAAUGUUAGAAAGUAAGCAAUUGGAACUGUCAAGGCACCUGAAAGAAAUAUCUCAGAAAAAUGAUCAGGCCAUUAAUGAUAUACGGCGGAAGUAUGAGGUGGAGAAGCUGGAGAGUGUUAAUCUUGAGAAAGAAAAGGCAGAGGAAGUUUUUGGAGAAAUGGAAAGAAAGUGCGAGCAAAGGAUUGAAGAAUCCCAGAAAUACUUGAUGCGGGUGCAGGAAGGACAUGCGGCUAUGAUUAGCCACAUUCAGCAAGAACACGAUGCAAAAGAAAUGGGUCUCAUAACCAAGCACAGUGAAGAGCUAAAACGUCUCCAACUUCAAGCCGAAAAUGAAUUAAGAGAGAAAACUACAAUGCUCAGAUCUGAGCAUGAUGCUCAGUUAAGAGCUUUGAAGUGUGAGCAUGAAGAUGAGUGCAGAAGACUGCAGGAGGAGUUGGACUUUCAGAAAUCAAAGGAAGAGAGGCAGAGAACCUUACUGCAAAUGCAGUGGAAAGCAAUGGGUGACCAUCCACAAGAGGACCAAGAAGCAAAUUCAAACAAGAAUUACUCAAUUUCAUCCAAGAUGAGAAAUUCUGAAAGUCGAAAAAAAAAUCAGCAUGCAAGCCAGACACCUAUCUCAAGUUUGUUGAAAAAAGUUGAGAAGGUGAACGGAGGAAGUCUUCCCCAACACAGUAGGAAGGUGACUCACCAUGAAUAUGAAGUUGAAACAUCAAAUGGUAGAACAGUUACAAAACGACGGAAAACUAAAAGUACAGUCAUGUUUGGGGACCCAAGGAAGAACAGGAAGGGAGAGACACGAAAAGCUAAGAAUCCCAAAGAUGUUACCAAGGCAAGGACAAUCUGAGUAAAUUAUUCCAAGGCUUCUUUUCUCUAUGCUUUCCAUCUGGAUUUUUGAUCAAAUGAGUUUUUGAAUGUGU
Molecule: messenger RNA, 2536 nt
Organism: Olea europaea var. sylvestris
Lineage: Eukaryota; Viridiplantae; Streptophyta; Magnoliopsida; Lamiales; Oleaceae
Product: synaptonemal complex protein 1-like
Exons: 17
Coding region: 1-2463 (820 amino acids)
Biological process (GO): reciprocal meiotic recombination
Source: RefSeq, a predicted model, not a curated record